AUGGGGCUGUGGCUGCUUGGACUGCUGCUACUGCAGGACUGGGGUGAGGCUGGAGGCUCGGAGCUGGCCUUUGUACAGGAGCCUGGGGACGUGGUGGCCCUGAGGGAGCACCCACUGCUGCUCAGGUGCCAGGUGGAAGGAGAGCCACCCAUCACCAUCUCCUGGCAGCGGGACGGGAUGCCCCUGGGAAACAACAGCGGUGCCACCCUGAUGCCGGAUGGCUCUCUGCACCUUGGAGGUUUCCCCCACCGCCGUUCCCUCCAGGGUUCCGUCCUCCCUCCUGCCAGCGUCCACGAGUACCACUGCGUGGCCCAAAACCGCUAUGGACGGCUGGUGAGCCGGAGAGCCCGGGUGCAGCUGGCAAGUCUAUCCCGCUUCCACCAACACCCCGAGUCCAUGGUGGUAGAACAAGGAGGGGUGGCCCGUUUCCAGUGCCUGAUCCGAGGGGUACCCGAGCCUACCAUCUCCUGGGAGCACAACCGCACUGCCUUGAGUGCCGCCCACCACAGAUUCACCUUACUCCCUGCGGGCAUCCUGCAGAUCACUAACGUCGGGCAGUCCGACGUAGGGACGUACAGAUGUGUGGCGCGCAACGUAGCGAAUGCUCGAUACAGCCAGGAGGCCCACCUUGCACUGAGCGUGUCUCCCCCUCGGCUGCUUCAGGAACCCGAGAUUCUCUCGGGGCCUCAGAACCUGACUCUCACCGUUCACCAGACGGCUGUGCUGGAGUGCAUUGCUACGGGCCACCCGCGCCCCCUGGUCUCCUGGAGUCGCCUGGACGGCCGCUCCAUUGGGGUGGAAGGAAUCCAGGUCUUGGGGACUGGGAACCUGAUGAUCUCAGAUGUGUCUGUCCAGCAUUCUGGAGUGUAUGUCUGUGCGGCAAACCGGCCGGGCACCAGGGUCCGGAGAACCGCCCAGGGGGUUCUUCUGGUGCAGGCCCCUCCAGAGUUUAUCCAGUGGCCACAGUCUGUGUCGAAGCCCCCCGGCAGCAGUGCCAUCUUCACGUGUGUGGCCCAGGGGGUGCCUGAACCCCGGCUGAUCUGGCUGAAGAAUGGAAAAGUCCUGAGCCCCGGAGAGAACGUCAGGCUCACCCACAACAACAGCACACUGAUGUUGGCUGGCGUCACAACAGAGGAUGAAGCCAUCUACCAGUGUGUAGCAGAGAACAGCGCAGGCUCCAACCAGGCCAGUGCCCGCCUGGCUGUGAUGGGAGCCCCAGAGCCACCCCCAGCUCCCCAAGGCCUGCAGGCCUUUGCCCUCUCCACCUCCACUGUCCGAGUCUCCUGGGAACCUCCUCCUCCUGGCAACGACCCCAGUAUCAUCGGCUAUGUGCUACAUCUCCAGCCUGAGGGAGAACCACCUGGCAGAGAAGUGCAGGAGGCAGUGAGCAAAGGAACCUAUGAACAUAUUUUCACCAACCUGGACCCAGCUACCACCUAUUCCAUUCGUCUUCGGGCAUAUUCUGCUGAGGGUGCUAGCCACGACUCCCCUCCUGUCCACAUCACCACCAUGGGCAAUGCUCCUGCAGCCCUUGGCUUCUCCACUAAAGUACUUAAUGCCACCUCGGUGCAGGCCUCCUGGGAGUUGCCUCCCCAGCCCGGGCUCAUCCAAGGCUUCAAGCUCUUCCACAGAAAGCUGCCAGCUGCCCACUUUGAGGGACCCCUCCUCCUAGCCAGCAGUGCCAGCUCCUUCCUCUACACUGACCUAGAGCCUGCUGCCUUGUACGAGAUUAAGCUUCAGGCCUUCAAUGGCAAUGGGGAUGGAAACAGCACAGCCCGGUUUGUCUCGCUGCGGGAUGCCUGGACGGAGGACACAGAUCCCAAGGUUGGAUGUCCCUGCAGCCAGGAUGGGGAAAACCCCCUGCCUGGGGUGGUCGUGGGCAUCCAUGUGGGCCUUGCUGCCCUCAUCGUCUGUCUCCUCUGCCUCCUCCUGGGGUGGCGCCAUAGUUUCCUCUGUAGGAAAGGGUCCGGGGAACACUGGACAGUGCCUCCAAGCUCUGCUGACAGGGCCUCAUUAGGCCAGCUGGAGAGUGGAGGAAAGCCUGGAGAGAGGAUCGAGCUCAUUUCCCAGGUCACUGUAGAGCAACAGUCUGCAGCCUAG
Gracilinanus agilis (Agile Gracile Mouse Opossum) is the source of this 2100-nucleotide messenger RNA. RefSeq names its product immunoglobulin superfamily DCC subclass member 3-like. The transcript has 14 exons. The record is from RefSeq and is a predicted model, not a curated record. Gene Ontology annotation, molecular function: protein binding. Lineage: Eukaryota; Metazoa; Chordata; Mammalia; Didelphimorphia; Didelphidae. Gene Ontology annotation, cellular component: axon; plasma membrane. Gene Ontology annotation, biological process: cell-cell adhesion; axon guidance. Bases 1 to 2100 code for a protein of 699 amino acids.